Messenger RNA from Truncatella angustata, 333 nucleotides. RefSeq names its product stress responsive A/B barrel domain-containing protein. Lineage: Eukaryota; Fungi; Ascomycota; Sordariomycetes; Amphisphaeriales; Sporocadaceae. Bases 1 to 333 code for a protein of 110 amino acids. The transcript is spliced from 4 exons. The record is from RefSeq and is a predicted model, not a curated record.
AUGACGAUUUAUCACAUUGUAAUGUUCAAAUUCAAGGCACUUGUGCCGGCUGAUGAAGUCGACGCUGCGUGCCAGCGUAUGCUGGCCCUCAAGACAAACUGCAAGCAUCCGGAAUCGAAGGAAGAAUAUGUCAAGGUCUCAGUAGGAGGUCUUAAUAACAGCCCUGAAAAUGCAGCGAAUGGCUUUACGCACGCUUUCAUCAGCCAAUUUGACAAUGAGAAGGAUCGGACCUACUAUCUUGAGGGAGAUCCAGCCCACCUGAGCUUUGUGAAAAGCAUAGGGGAUAUCUUGGAUAAGCACCAAGUAAUUGACUUUACCCCUGGCAUAUUUUAA